AUGUUGUUCAUCAAGGCCAUCGCCCUCACUGGACUCGCCGUGAGCCAGGUUUCAGCUCAUGGUCUGAUCACCCGUGUCAAAGGCCACAAUGGCAUUGACAUGCCUGGACUGACCAUUCAGGAUGGAAUCCCCCGAGAUUGCCCAUCGGGUGCAUGUGGCGCCCAGAAAGACACGGCCAUCAUCCGAGAUGCUGAGUUCGGAAGUGUCAAGGCUUCUCCUUUGGGUCGUACUCUUGGUGCUGGUCCCGUGAACCCGGCCAUUGUUAUCAACAACUUCAUGGGUGCUGGGACGCAUAAGCGCUCGCGCGUUCCCGCUAGUCAUAGACGUGUCCAAUCCACAAUCGACGAUGCAAUGGCUAUCCUCCCCGGAACCGAGUCCGGCGCAGUAACUGGAAAAGGUGUCAAGGAGAACGGUAUGCAACUGUAUGCCGGGAAAGGCGCGAACAUCGGCCUUCCUACUGCUUCUCCGGACGGCGUAGUUACGAUGAUCUACCACCAGGUUAACCAGGACGGCGCGGGUCCGCUUUCUGCUGAAAUCGACCCCUCCAGUGGAGGUACUGAUCCAAAGGCCUUCAAGAGCGCCCGGGUCAUCCAGAACAUCCCUGGCGUUGCGGGAUUCUCUACCUCUAGCGCAAUGGACUAUGCUGUAAAGGUCCAGGUCCCUCAGGGAAUGAAGUGCACUGGAACCGUUGGGGCAGCUAAGAAUGUCUGCAUUGUGCGGGUUCGCAACAAUGCUAUUUCCGGUCCAUUCGGAGGCUCCGGUGCUUUUACGCAGUAG
Aspergillus oryzae RIB40 is the source of this 777-nucleotide messenger RNA. Its product is annotated as DUF3129 domain-containing protein. Bases 1 to 777 code for a protein of 258 amino acids. The record is from RefSeq and is a predicted model, not a curated record. The transcript has 4 exons. Lineage: Eukaryota; Fungi; Ascomycota; Eurotiomycetes; Eurotiales; Aspergillaceae.